Messenger RNA from Plasmodium gonderi, 1506 nucleotides. RefSeq lists its product as hypothetical. The transcript has a single exon. Lineage: Eukaryota; Apicomplexa; Aconoidasida; Haemosporida; Plasmodiidae. The record is from RefSeq and is a predicted model, not a curated record. The coding region runs from base 1 to 1506 and encodes 501 amino acids.
AUGAAUCAAAAGAAAAAAAAAAAAACUAAACCUCCUAUAAACUUAGCCACGCUAGAAGACAAAAUACAAAUCCUCAAUUUUAUGAAAGAUGAUUUUGAACAAAUUUUAGGAAAAGAAAAUAAAAUUCAUUGCAUAGUAACCAAUGAGCAUAGCAACAAAGAAGAGAGUACAUUAAAUGAAAAAGAAAAAAUCGAUAUAAUUUUAAAUGAACUGGUUCUAUCCUGUGAAGAAAAAAAAAAUCAGUUAAAUAAAUACAUAAAAACUGCAAACGAAAUAAUUAGUCAAAAUAAUGAUAUAAUUGAAAAUGAAAAGACAGCAAUGGAUAAUGUAAUUUCGGGAAAAAAUCAGGAAAUAUAUUUUAUUCAGCAAAAAAUUGAUACGGCAAAAUGUUUCUACCAGGAUAUAAAUAACGCAAUAAUGCAGCUGUUUGACAAUUUGGACUUAUUUUUAAAAAAUAAAAUAAACGUGGAAUUAAAUAUCCAACAUCUCGCGAAAAUCUCAAAGUCACAUGUAAAAAUAAACAAUCAUCCGAAAGGGAAUAUUACACAAUACUGUAACGAAAAUGUGAAGAGGCAGGGUGUACAGGAAAAAGAGAAUGAUGUGUUUUUACAAAAAUUAAAUCACUCUAUGGAUGAAUAUGAAAAAAAGGUCUACAAUUUUAAAUUGUUUAUGGGAAAAAACGAUUUUCAUGAACAAUCGAAAACCUUAUCACAUGAGAGAGAAAGUAAUACAGGGGUAGACUAUCAUCUUAUGAACAUUCCUCAAAUUGAAAGAAAUAUUUUGAACAAAGAACCGGGCAACAUUAGUGAAAUUGCUCAAAUGGUGAAAGAUAAAAGCAUGAGGUACGGUAAUAAGUACUCUAACAAGACAAAACAGGGGGAAAUAUUGAAUGAUUAUCAUGCGAACGGAAGUGUGGAAGGGAAUAGAAGAUGCUUGAAGGAUAACAGAAUGGGGAAAGAGCAAGAUGAAGAAGAUGAAGUAGACGAGGAAGAUGGAUCAGACGAGGAGGAUGGAUCAGACGAGGAGGAUGGAUCAGACGAGGAGGAUGGAUCAGACGAGGGAGAUGGAUCAGACGAGGGAGAUGGAUCAGACGAGGAAGAUGGAUCAGACGAGGAAGAUGAAGUAGACGAAGAUGAAUCAGACGAGGAAGAUGAAGUAAACGAGAAAGAUGAAGUAAACGAGAAAGAUGAAGUAGACGAAGAUGCGUAUAGAGCAAGCAAGCACAUUGAGGGAAAAAAAACAUUUAAUACACUUGCAGAAUUUAAAGACAGAUCCAGCACGUCGGAACAGAACGAACGAGGAGAGGUGGAAAGGAACAAAAAUAAGUAUACAUACAAAACAUGUGGAAAAAUAAAAAUACUAAGCGAAGCAGAAAAGCAUAUAAAGAGUUUUUCCUCGGAAAUGUAUAAAAAAAUACUAAGUGAUAAUAUGAACGUCCUAAUGGACAAAAUAAAUCAAAUAGAUUAUGAUUACAUAUCUUAUUUUGAAAAAAAAUUAAAAAGUUAA